AGUUUAAUUUCAUCUGCUAAUUUUAUUUAAGAGUGAAAGGAGAGAGAUUUAAUCUCAUCUAAAAUUAGGCCUAAAAUAUGCCCUUUCCAAGCACAAAACACAAACCCUUUUCUUUGUCAAACUCAACACCAACCGAACAUUUUAAAUUUUAUCUGUCUUUUUCACACCCCAAACCCAAAGCAAAACAAGCCCAGAUUUCAUUCACUGUUCCAAGUCCCAAACACACGGAUGACAUGAUAUGACAUCUCCUCCAAGAUUUCAUCUUUUCCUCUCAAUCGAACUUCCUCUUCAAUUGUUCACAAACCCCAGUUUCUCAAUGUGGCCGCUUUGGACUAAAACGCCCAUGAAAAUCCACCGCACCUCAUCUCAAUUCUCAUGCUCAUCCUUCAAAGACAUCCAAAACCUCUGCACAGAAGAUCCUAUCCUAACCGCCAACACCCCCACCAAAAAUCCCUCCAUUUUCCACCGUGUUCGCCUCGUUAACUCUAUCAUACGCGCCUUCGCCCCUCGCCCACCACAACCCGACACCUCAUCUUUCCACGAUAACAAAAGAUUACCUCACUCUCCAGAUUUAGAACCCUUACAACCACCGCCAAUCACAAUCCCGGGAGCAGAGAAGCGCAUUGUGCUGUACUUCACCACUCUACGUGUCGUCCGUUCAACGUUCGAAGAUUGUAAGUCCGUCCGAUCCAUUCUGAGAGGGUUUCGUGUACAAGUGGACGAACGAGAUCUGUCGAUGGACUCAAGUUUCGUAAACGAGUUACAGACAAUUCUGGGCGUUAGUCAAAGUAAGUUGACUUUGCCGAGGGUGUUUGUCGGCGGUAGGUACAUUGGUGGGGCCGAGGAAAUUCGGCAACUGCACGAGACGGGUAAGCUCAAGAAGUUUGUGGAAGGGUUAACCACAGCUGAUAUGGAAGCUUGUGACAUGUGCGGUGGUUACAGAUUUAUUCUGUGCAAUGAGUGUCACGGUAGCCACAAGAUGUACACGGAGAAAGCUGGCGGGAUUAAGUCUUGUACUGUUUGUAACGCGAACGGCCUCGUCAGGUACCCAUGUUGUUCUUUUGCGCCAUUUUCAACCGCCUGAUAAAAUUUUGGGGUUUUUUCCUUCCAUUUUUUGCUUAAAAUUAAAUGUCCCAGAAUUGGGUUGGGCCUCCAAGGUCUGAGUCCUUGGAGAGAGGGACCGGCCCACGUCCUCUAUAAAUAUACAAGGCCUGGAUUAGUCCUAGGUCUGGAUCCUAUACGAACCCUUAGCUAGUUGGGCCCAGGAUAAGCCAUUAGGCUCGGUCAUUAAUAAAUAUAAUUUUUUAUUUUA
Molecule: messenger RNA, 1312 nt
Organism: Mangifera indica (mango)
Lineage: Eukaryota; Viridiplantae; Streptophyta; Magnoliopsida; Sapindales; Anacardiaceae
Exons: 1
Coding region: 239-1084 (281 amino acids)
Source: RefSeq, a predicted model, not a curated record